This is a messenger RNA of Hevea brasiliensis (rubber tree), 1185 nucleotides long. RefSeq names its product putative vesicle-associated membrane protein 726. Lineage: Eukaryota; Viridiplantae; Streptophyta; Magnoliopsida; Malpighiales; Euphorbiaceae. Gene Ontology annotation, cellular component: membrane. The record is from RefSeq and is a predicted model, not a curated record. The coding region runs from base 201 to 860 and encodes 219 amino acids. The transcript has 6 exons. Gene Ontology annotation, biological process: vesicle-mediated transport.
GGGUCAAAAUAGAAACUUCCUAUUUGAAAAACUCCUGACAUCUCAAAAUUUCAAAACAAAAAUACCGCGUGGCAGCAGCCGCAUUUUAGAAUUAUUUGUAACAUUUCUCCCUUCCCUUAAUCUCUCUCUCUCUCUCGUCCAUUUUCCAUUUCAGCCUUUUCCAGGGUUUUGCUGUUUCUCGUAGGUAAACAAGGACAGAGAUGGGGCAACAGUCGCUGAUCUACAGCUUCGUCGCUCGAGGCACGGUGAUUCUGGCGGAGUACACGGAGUUCACAGGGAAUUUCACCAGCAUCGCCUCUCAAUGCCUCCAGAAACUCCCCUCUUCUAACAACAAAUUCACUUAUAACUGUGAUGGCCACACCUUCAAUUACCUGGUUGAAAACGGCUUUACCUACUGUGUGGUUGCAGUUGAAUCUGCUGGAAGACAAAUUCCAAUUGCCUUUCUGGAGCGAGUUAAGGAAGACUUCAACAAGAGAUAUGGUGGAGGAAAAGCUGCAACUGCUCAGGCCAAGAGCCUGAAUAGAGAGUUUGGGUCCAAACUGAAGGAGCACAUGCAGUAUUGUGUGGAUCAUCCUGAAGAGAUCAGCAAACUUGCAAAAGUGAAGGCUCAAGUUUCCGAAGUUAAGGGUGUGAUGAUGGAAAACAUUGAGAAGGUUCUUGAUCGUGGUGAAAAGAUUGAGCUGCUGGUGGAUAAAACUGAGAACCUUCGCUCACAGGCACAAGAUUUCAGACAACAGGGAACUAAGAUGAGAAGGAAGAUGUGGAUUCAGAAUAUGAAGAUAAAAUUGAUUGUUUUGGGUAUUAUCAUUGCCUUGAUUCUGAUCAUAGUGUUAUCCGUCUGUCAUGGUUUCAAAUGUUAAUUUCUGUUGAAUUUCAUCGGAUGCUAUCUGUGCUGGCAAGCUGACAGGAUUGUCUGGCUAAAUUGUUUUCGCCUUUCUUCUGAGGAUCCAUCUUGCAGAUCUCUCUCUAUGGGGUCAUUUAGGUUAACACCUUUCCCUUCAUGUUAGCCUUUAGGGAUGUGAGAAGGUUUGUAUUUUGGAUUGGUUGUAUAGGUUUAUGUUGAACUUCCCAUGGUAGAUAUUUUUCCUUGCCCUUAUAAUAUUUGCUCAAGAUGUAAUGGAAGAUGCCUAAUGCCUGCAGUUUGGAUUACCCCUCUGGAAUGCUAUUAUGUAUCGUCUUUUUGUA